This is a messenger RNA of Dryobates pubescens (Downy woodpecker), 1887 nucleotides long. It is a transcript of the gene SOX18, whose product is annotated as SRY-box transcription factor 18. Gene Ontology annotation, molecular function: RNA polymerase II cis-regulatory region sequence-specific DNA binding; DNA-binding transcription factor activity, RNA polymerase II-specific. The record is from RefSeq and is a predicted model, not a curated record. Lineage: Eukaryota; Metazoa; Chordata; Aves; Piciformes; Picidae. The coding region runs from base 238 to 1503 and encodes 421 amino acids. The transcript has 2 exons. Gene Ontology annotation, biological process: positive regulation of transcription by RNA polymerase II; lymphangiogenesis; vasculogenesis.
GGGGGGAAAGGGGAAAAAAAAAGAAAAGAAAAGAAAACAACAAUAAAAGAGGAAAAAAAAAAAGACAAGGAAAGAAAGCAAAACAACCCAAGCCGACCCCAAACCCCCUGAAGCGGAGGCGAGCGGCGGGGCUGCUGCUCGGCGGCUGCUUGGACACCCCCGGUUGGGAAGCGGCGGGACCCGGUUUCUUUCUCCGGUAACCCGGUCGGGUCGGACACAAAGUGCUGUCCAGCUGGAAUGAAUAUAUCUGAGUCUAACUACUGCCGAGAGGAGAUAUCGCAACCCCGGGGCGACUGUUCAUGGGUCACCGCCGCCGUGCCGGCCGCUGAGCCCGGGCUCGCCUUCCCUCGCCCCCCGGGCGCCGCCUCCCCCGCCAGCCGCACGCCCAGCCCCGAGCCCGGCUUCGCCUUCGGCCCCGCUCCCGGCGGCGCGGCCCCCGCUGCGGCCCCCGCCGCGGCCCCCAGCCGCUCGCCCAGCCCCGAACCGGGCUAUGGAUACAGCCCUCCGGCGGGCCGGGCCGAGGGCAAGGCCGGCGAGGACUCCCGCAUCCGCCGGCCCAUGAACGCCUUCAUGGUCUGGGCGAAGGAUGAGCGCAAGCGGCUGGCGCAGCAGAACCCCGACCUGCACAACGCCGUGCUCAGCAAGAUGCUGGGCCAGUCGUGGAAGGCGCUGAGCGCCAGCGACAAGCGUCCCUUCGUGGAAGAGGCGGAGCGGCUGCGGAUCCAGCACCUCCAGGAUCACCCCAACUACAAGUACCGCCCGAGGAGAAAGAAGCAAGCCAAGAAAAUCAAGAGGAUGGAACCCAAUAUCCUCCUGCAUAACCUUUCCCAGCCUUGCAGUGACAACUUCAGCAUGAGUCACCAUGGCGGCAGCCAGCCGGGCCACCCCCAGCCUCCCCCACUUAACCACUUCAGAGAACUCCACUCCAUGGGGUCGGAUAUUGAAAACUAUGGCUUGCCAACUCCUGAGAUGUCUCCCUUGGAUGUCUUGGAACAGACCGAGCCGGCGUUUUUCCCCCCUCACAUGCAGGAUGACUGCAGCAUGAUGCCCUUUCGUGGCUACCACCACCAUCACCAGAUGGAGUUUCCCCAGGAGAAGUGCAUGGGGCGGGACGUGGCCGUGCCCUAUGCUCAGACCCCCUCACACUUGGCCGACGCCAUGAGGACUCCCCAUCCCUCCAGCAUAUACUACAACCAGAUGUGCUCAGGAACUCAGAACGGGCUUUCUGCCCACCUGGGCCAGCUCUCACCCCCGCCUGAAGCCCACCACAUGGAGAGCGUGGAUCACUUGAACCAAACCGAGCUGUGGACAGACGUUGACCGCAACGAGUUUGACCAAUAUUUGAACAUGAGCAGGACUCGUCCCGACGCCUCGGGACUCCCUUACCAUGUCUCCCUGUCCAAAGUGACUCCUAGGAGCAUCUCCUGUGAGGAGAGCAGCUUGAUAUCAGCCCUGUCCGAUGCCAGCAGCGCUGUUUACUAUAGCCCCUGCAUCACCGGUUAGGUCGGUGCCACCACCCAGUGCCCUCACGUGGGAGAGCCCCAGCUCUCCCCUCCCAACAAAAAGCCAUCCUCCUUUAACCACAAGCUCCAUAAUAUUUAGAGUAUCUCAUUAAAUGCCUUGCUUGCUUUCUCUGUUUGGUUUUGUUUGUUUGUUUGUUUUCUUUUGAAGGUUUCUGGGGGGGUUGCCUCUGCGGAGCCCCACGCUGAACUCACUGAUACGCCAUAGAACGAUGUAACACAGAUGAUAGUCGCCUUGUCCCAGCGCUUCCCUGCCCUCCAGCCCUUGGCAGGGUCUACCCACAACUCCCACCACCUCCAGGGGGCAUUUCGAAGCCAAUCCCAGUAAAUCCUGCCUGAAACAACUGCUUCCAGGAUGAGCCAAAAC